Molecule: messenger RNA, 1553 nt
Organism: Hordeum vulgare subsp. vulgare (domesticated barley)
Lineage: Eukaryota; Viridiplantae; Streptophyta; Magnoliopsida; Poales; Poaceae
Product: PLASMODESMATA CALLOSE-BINDING PROTEIN 1-like
Exons: 4
Coding region: 187-1254 (355 amino acids)
Source: RefSeq, a predicted model, not a curated record
UCCUGUUGGGGAAGAAACCUACGAUUCCUCGACAUUGCGUCAGGUAUAUAUGCACUGCCCGCAGGGACAGCAAGGUCCUACUUUACACUUCUCUCCUCGUCAGGUACCCAUCCAUCCAACGACCCCUGGCUUGUUCGGGAGCAGAGAGCGAGCUCUUGAUCUUGAUCUUGAGGGAGGAAGGCGGACAUGGCUCGUUUUCUUAGGCCGUCCAACUGCAUUGGUGCCUACCUUCUCGUCCUCCUUGCCUUUUGCUGCUGCGGAACAGAGCAGCGGAGAGUAGAAGCAUCCAACCGACUCACCCAACACCCAAGGAUCCUGACCACCGUCUCGGUGAUGAAACCCUCGUACCCCACCAUCACCACGCCCACUUCCGCUUCCUACGCCAUGCCGGCGUACACGCCGAUGACUCCGUCCUCCAGGUUCCCCUCGCUGGCGGACGACAACGGCGGCGGUGACAUCGGCGGAGGUGGCAUUGGCGGUGGUGGUGCCACCGGCGGCGGCGGUACUGCUGGCGGUGCUGCUGGUGGUGCCACCGGUGGUGGCGGUACUGCUGGCGGUGCCACGGGUGGUGGUGGUACUGCUGGCGGUGCUGCUGGUGGUGCCACCGGCGGUGGCGGUACUGCUGGCGGUGGCGUGGGCGGCGGCGGUGCUGCUGGUGGCGGUGGGGGUGGCGGGACGUGGUGCGUGGCGAGCCAGAGCGCGAGCACGUCCGCGCUGCAGGUGGCGCUGGACUAUGCGUGUGGCUACAGCGGCGUAGAUUGCUCGGCGAUCCAGACAGGCGGGAGCUGCUUCAGCCCGGAUACCAUCCACGACCAUGCGUCCUACGCCUUCAACAGCUACUACCAAAAGAACCCCCUCCCCACCAGCUGCGACUUUGGCGGCACGGCCACCAUCACCACCACUGAUCCGAGUUCAGGGUCGUGCCAGUAUCCAGCGUCAAGCGGCGGCGCUCAAGGGAUGAUGCCCCCUCCAUCACCCACCGCUCUGACGCCGACCACGCCGAUGACCCCGACGCCGAUGACCCCAAUGACCCCGACGCCGAUGACUCCGGACACCCCUAGCACCGGGACGCCUAUGUAUGGAUCAAGCUCACCUCCGGACUUCGGGUCGAUGUCCCCUCCUGGCGGCCUAGGAUCAAACUCGCCGCCGGACUACAGCGACGUCGGCGCCGCCCCAGCGACGGCGAUGGGCAGGGCGACGCUGGCUAUCGUCAUCAUCCUCGCCGCGACGCUAUCCAUGAGCCUCGCCACAUGAGGCGAUACACGCAUCUCAAGGUGGCAACCCUAUGCUGCAGUCAAAGAAGUGCGCGCCGUUGGAUGCUGGGAUGCGCACACAAAGUUGCACCGCAGAACAGAAACCUCCCUGCCGCGAAACCUUGCCAAGCAGAGGCGCCCAUUUGUUUAGUACUCCUAGUAUCUUCACAACUCCGAAGCAUGCAUUGCUGAUGCAGCGGCUUCUAGCGUCGACCCUGCUCUAGUGGGGGGCAGCAGAUGUUUAUAUGUCCGAUCAUACCUAUUGUAUUUAGAAAAUUUAUGAGCAAUUUCAUUUCCUUA